AUGACCACCCCCAACAUUACCACGGAUCAAUCAGCCCUUCUCUCAUUGAAAGCCAAAAUCACUUGGGAUCCUCACGAAAUCUUGGCAAGCAACUGGUCGGCUACUUCCUCAGUUUGUGAUUGGAGAGGAGUCACUUGCGGCUCUCGCCACCGCAGAGUCACUGCCCUGAACAUCUCCAACUUGGGCCUUAAUGGCACAAUUCCUCCACAAAUGGGGAACCUGUCCUUUCUCAUGUCCCUCGAAAUGAGCAGGAACAACUUCUACGGAGAACUUCCCCAUGAACUGAUUUGUUUGCGCAGGUUACGAGUCCUUGGUUUAGGCAUUAACAUGCUUAGCGGAAGUAUUCCCUCUUGGGUUGGUUCCUUCCGACAACUCCAACACUUUUCUCUAGAGAACAACAGCUUUACAGGCUUUAUCCCACCUUCUAUCUCCAACAUGUCAAAGCUAGAGACACUAAAUCUGCAGUUUAAUUCUCUACAAGGAGCAAUACCAAUGGAGAUUGGGAACCUAAAUACAUUGAAGUAUAUAGAGAUGAGCCGGAAUCAGCUUUCAGGUUCUUUGCCACCGGAGAUGUUCAAUAUUUCUACAUCGGAAAUUAUUGCUUUUCAAGGUAAUAGCCUGUCUGGUAGUCUUCCAUCCAGCAUAUGUUCCCGUCUUCGAGGACUCUCACGGCUCGACCUUUCCUACAACGAAUUAAGUGGCAUGAUACCAGCAUCCUUAUCCAAAUGUUCAAAGCUUCGUGUGCUGCAGUUGUCAUACAACAACUUUAGUGGGGUGAUGCCAGAAGAAGUUGGGAACUUGACGGCACUCGAGGAACUAUAUCUCAGUCACGACAAUUUAGAUGUAAUGAGAAAGAAAGUUUUUGAUGAAAUAUUUUAA
Molecule: messenger RNA, 879 nt
Organism: Coffea arabica (coffee)
Lineage: Eukaryota; Viridiplantae; Streptophyta; Magnoliopsida; Gentianales; Rubiaceae
Source: RefSeq, a predicted model, not a curated record